UCCGUCAGAGCUAGUCGACGGUUGCAAAUGGCGACAGCCACGAAGUCUCUGGCACGGGCUCGCGAUUAGUUCCACGCCUACCGUGCGCCCCGCGAGCGAGCCGUGCGUGCGACGCAACCUCAGGUCAGAUCGGUAGCUCGAAGCAAGACGAGGCAAAAUGCCAGCCGUCCGAGGAGAUGGCAUGCGUGGAUUGGCGGUGUUCAUAUCGGAUAUCAGGAAUUGUAAAAGCAAAGAAGCAGAAAUCAAGAGAAUCAAUAAGGAAUUAGCGAACAUUCGCAGUAAAUUUAAAGGGGAUAAGACACUCGAUGGGUAUCAGAAGAAGAAAUAUGUGUGCAAGCUGCUGUUCAUUUUUCUUCUUGGCCAUGACAUCGAUUUCGGACAUAUGGAGGCUGUCAAUUUGCUGUCAUCGAAUAAGUAUUCGGAAAAACAAAUUGGUUACCUUUUCAUAUCAGUCUUAGUGAACACCAACAGCGACCUGAUCAAGUUGAUCAUACAGAGUAUAAAAAAUGAUCUCGCUUCGCGCAAUCCGAUUCACGUGAACUUGGCGUUGCAAUGCAUCGCUAAUAUCGGUAGCAAGGAAAUGGCGGAGGCUUUCGGCAAUGAGAUCCCGAAGCUGCUUGUUUCAGGAGAUACCAUGGAUGUUGUGAAGCAAAGCGCCGCGUUAUGCCUACUGCGUCUGCUACGAACUGCCCCCGACGUCGUGCCUGGAGGCGAGUGGACGUCUCGCAUAGUCCAUCUGUUAAACGAUCAACACUUGGGCGUUGUAACAGCCGCGGCGUCGCUCAUAGAUGCUCUCGUGAAGAGGAAUCCCGAGGAAUACAAGGGCUGCGUCAGCCUCGCAGUUUCGAGAUUAAGUAGAAUCGUCACGUCGAGUUAUACAGAUCUGCAGGAUUACACGUAUUACUUUGUGCCAGCUCCGUGGUUAUCUGUCAAGUUACUGCGUUUGCUGCAGAACUAUACGCCUCCAGCCGAAGAUCCGGGUGUAAGGGGCAGAUUAAACGAGUGUCUAGAAACGAUAUUAAACAAAGCUCAAGAACCACCAAAGUCGAAGAAGGUGCAGCACUCGAACGCUAAGAAUGCUGUGCUCUUCGAGGCCAUUAGUUUAAUUAUCCACAACGAUAGCGAGCCAAAUCUCUUAGUGCGUGCGUGCAACCAACUCGGCCAGUUCUUGUCGAAUCGCGAGACCAACCUGCGAUAUCUGGCACUCGAGUCUAUGUGCCAUUUGGCCACUUCGGAAUUCUCGCACGAAGCGGUAAAGAAGCAUCAGGAGGUGGUCAUAUUGUCGAUGAAGAUGGAAAAGGACGUCUCAGUGAGACAGCAAGCGGUAGAUCUGUUGUACGCUAUGUGCGAUAAGAGUAAUGCCGAGGAAAUAGUUCAGGAAAUGUUAAACUACCUGGAGACGGCAGACUAUUCGAUCAGAGAGGAGAUGGUCCUCAAGGUUGCGAUUCUAGCCGAGAAGUACGCGACCGAUUACACUUGGUACGUCGAUGUAAUCCUGAAUCUAAUUAGGAUAGCAGGUGACUACGUAUCCGAGGAAGUCUGGUACCGGGUCAUCCAAAUCGUUAUCAAUCGUGACGACGUUCAAGGCUACGCCGCCAAAACCGUCUUCGAGGCCUUGCAAGCACCCGCCUGCCAUGAAAAUAUGGUCAAAGUCGGUGGUUACAUUCUCGGGGAAUUUGGUAAUCUCAUUGCCGGCGACCAACGGUCCUCUCCAGCCGUUCAGUUUCAACUGUUACAUUCCAAAUAUCAUCUGUGCUCCCCUAUGACUCGAGCAUUGCUGCUUUCGACGUACAUCAAGUUCGUUAAUCUGUUCCCUGAAAUCCGAAGUCAGAUACAGGAUGUCUUCAGGCAGCAUAGUAACCUGCGCAGCGCGGACGCCGAGCUGCAACAGAGAGCGUCAGAAUACUUACAACUGAGCAUCAUUGCCUCCACCGAUGUUCUGGCCACCGUAUUGGAAGAGAUGCCGGCGUUCCCCGAGAGGGAGUCCUCCAUUCUCGCGGUGUUAAAGAAGAAGAAGCCGGGUCGAGUGCCGGAGAACGAGAUCAGGGAGAGCAAGAGUCCAGCGCCAAACGCCAAUCAUCACGCUGAAGCUCCUGCCGUUACUGCGACUGUCACCGUCAACAAUUCCUCCGCCGAUCUGCUGGGAUUGUCAACUCCACCCUCCUCCCAACCGACUAGCAACACGGGCGUACUGCUCGAUGUUUUGGGAGAUAUUUACAACAUGCCAAACAAAGUUGGUGCCACCAACGGCGCGCAAAACACGUAUAAUCCUAAAAAGUUUGUCUGUAAAAAUAACGGUGUCCUGUUCGAGAAUGACUUGAUACAAAUCGGCGUAAAGUCCGAGUUUAGACAAAAUCUCGGGCGCGUCGGUCUUUUCUACGGGAACAAAACGCAGUACGCAUUACAUAGUUUUCAACCGUUGCUCUCUUGGACGGAAGAGAAUCAGGCUAAGUUAGCGGUGCAAGUGAAGCCGAUCGAUUCUGUAUUGGAAGCUGGCGCGCAGAUCCAGCAAAUGAUCAAUGCGGAAUGUGUCGACGAUUAUAGCGAUGCGCCGAGUAUGCUUAUCUCUUUCAUUUACAAUAACGUGCCACAGAAAAUUACCAUGAAGUUACCUUUAACGAUUAACAAGUUUUUUGAGCCGACGGAAAUGAACGGGGAAUCGUUCUUCGCGAGAUGGAAAAACCUUGGCGGGGCGAAUCAACAACGCUCGCAGAAGAUCUUCAAAGCGCAACAACCGAUGGAUCUGACGCAAGUGCGCACGAAAUUGCAAGGCUUCGGGAUGCAAUUACUCGACGGCAUUGACCCGAAUCCCGAUAACUUCGUUUGUGCUGGAAUUGUUCAUAUGAGGGCGCAACAAGUAGGUUGCCUGUUGCGUCUCGAACCUAAUAAACAAGCGCAGAUGUUCCGUUUGACGGUCCGUUCAAGUAAAGAAUCUAUGUCGGUAGAGAUCUGUGACCUGCUGGUGGAUCAAUUUUAAGCGGCCUAGCAGGCGUGAAAUGUUGAUGAGAAAUAAAUAUCACGUCGUGAGAGGACACAUAUAUUGUUACUGCGGGAGGAUGUCAUCUCGCGUCGUUCAGAAAGAUACUGAUGAUUAUUUGUUAAGAGAUAUUCGCGCGUUGUACCCAAGCUUACACUCACGACUCUCUUAUGAGACCUAUAUCUUCGUGUAGGUAGUUUCGUGUCACCGUGUAUCAGUUUGAUCGAGAAAAGCAGUAGAUGUGAGAAUCAAGUCCACCGGAAGUCGUGCGAAAAGAACGAAGGACGUAAAGUGGCUAUGAUAGACAGUAUUAUCGCAUAAUCGAGGAUAGUGAGGGUGCAGGUUUAUACUCUAACGGAUUCGCACUCUGUAUUGUAUGUUUACGGUUACGCGGAUAAGUGCGACAUGGGGAGAGCGAGAGAGAGAGAGAGAGAGAGAGAGAGAGAGAGAGAAAACUAGAUAUUUUAGCUGAACAUGUACGUACAUUAUAGAAAAACCACUCGAGCCGCAUCACAGAAACAAAGCAUAUAUAUAUUUUUAUUGAGUUUUACAAUACACGAGUUUCCCUCUUUAUCGUUGCGAUCGAUACAGCCCAUAAUAUCGGAAAUUUACUGUUGGUUCAUCGAGGGUGAGACAUCUCUUUGUACGUGAACGUCUCAUUGUUACAUCUUUUCAUAGCCUAUAUCGUGAUUUUCGUUCGGUUUCGCUAGUUGUGUUAGCAUUGAUACUUCGCCAUAAGAUUGCCGCGUGAGCGAGAGUAUAGAUUUGGGCACAAUGACAAUAGUUGUAUGAUACUAGCUGUUUAUUAUUAUAGAUAUUCCAGUACAGCUUGGAGUCUCAAGUCCUGUUCCAAUAUUUUCACGUUUUCUACUUUAAAACUAACAAAAAUAGAAGGAAAAGUUUUAAUAAACAUUGGUAUUGAAACUGUCACUUUCUAAGAUACAGCCUUAUCUCUUGUUUAAAAUGUUUCUCCACGGCAAAUGUUUGAAAUGACUACCAUGGCAAAAGCCACACACGCGUCGAUAUAUUGUAUCAGUGAUUGCAUGUUUCAAUAUUCCAGGCUGUUUUCUUGUGAGAUCGCAGGCAUUUUAUAUAUAUUGCUGCAAUUCUUGAACAUUUUGCAAUGAGAUGGGUAGGGAGAGGGAAGGAGAGAGAGAGAGUGAGAGAGAGAGAGAGAGAGAGAGAGAGAGAGAAUACCAUAAUUAUAAAAAUAUA
Messenger RNA from Dinoponera quadriceps, 4192 nucleotides. RefSeq names its product AP-2 complex subunit alpha (gene AP-2alpha). The coding region runs from base 158 to 2977 and encodes 939 amino acids. Gene Ontology annotation, molecular function: clathrin-cargo adaptor activity. Gene Ontology annotation, cellular component: membrane coat; AP-2 adaptor complex. Lineage: Eukaryota; Metazoa; Arthropoda; Insecta; Hymenoptera; Formicidae. The record is from RefSeq and is a predicted model, not a curated record. The transcript is spliced from 14 exons. Gene Ontology annotation, biological process: clathrin-dependent endocytosis; intracellular protein transport.